CGCAUGUCGCAAGCGACCGGCAGUACACGGGUUGGAGAGCCGCAGAUUCGGAACCAAUCCGCAUCCUACGGCGUCACGGCUCCGGCUAUACGCGGCGCUUCGACAGGCUUCUAGAAACCACCGUCGCAAGCGCGGGAACGAGACGACCAAGACGACCGUCAACUGCGGCACAGCUGAAGUGGAGGCGUACCACACCUACGUGCGUGUCGAGUUUCCAUCACGGAGUUUCGCAUCCGUUGUUUAUUCAGGCGUCGUUUCAUCGGCUCUGGGAACUGCGGCGCUAGCAGUCGCUGUCGCGCAGUGAUUGCGUUUCAAGUUCGCUCGGUUCGAAGCACAUGGGGGGCGGUGGGUGUGUUCGCUAACGGCGGAUAAUCCAACCGAAGAGGACGCGGUGGGCUGCCACUCAGAAGAGUGUUCGUGGAGGAUCGACUCGAGUGUGUGUGUGGCUGUCGGCCAGCCUGUGGGUAGGGAAGCGACCAUGAGGCACGUCGGUGUCGGGUGGAUACCGUUGGUGUUCGGCGUGGUGCUCGCCGGCGGAACUCUGCUGACGUUCGUGUGGGCCAUUGCGCGCGGCGAUGUCACGCCUUACCUUCCCUUUGUCAGCGAAGCUGGUGCAGACCCUCCGCAGAGUGGUUUCUUCUCGCUUUGCCUCUUCGUUGCGGCCACAUUUGGGCUGAAGUGCCUCCUGGUUCGCUACCAGACCGUCCGUUCGUUCAACGCCAGUUGCAGUAAGAAGCUGGAUGCUAUGAAUGGUGCUGCCGCCAUCGUUGCUCUCGUUUCCUUCAUUGGAAUGGCCACUGUGGCGUCAUUUCCGAUGGCAGAGAUUCCGACGGUUCAUUCGGCCGCCGCAAACGUCCUUUUCUUCGGGAUGUUUGGUUACCAAGUUAUGCAAACAGUCAUCACAUACUGGAUGUACCCAAAUUUCAACGGGAAGGUCAUCGUCAUCGUGCGGAUAUUGAUCACCUGUGUCUCCGGAGUCUCUGUUGUCCUAAUGGGCGCGCUUGGAUCUGUGGGCAGAUCAACGUGGAAGGAAAAAGGGUACGACCACCCGAUCCGACAAAAAGUUCCGUCGGACGAGGGCUUCGGGCUUCUCGUGAGCGCGGCCGCCUUCGAGUGGAUCCUCGGUCUGUGCCUGGUUCUCUUCUUUUUCACCUUCGUCAGGGAGUUCCACAAGGUCACGCUCGAAAUCAAGGCCGACCUUCUGGUCGACCACCUGGACGACGAGCCGAUAUUCCGCAAGUCGCCCUACAUGUCCGAGACGACGUACCUCCGGGCCCACGAGACGUGACGAUUAUCUUCUAUAGCAAACGCGGUUUUGGGUGCCGCUCGAAACACCACUGACCACCCUUCUGUAGACUGGUGAAACACAUGGAUGUGCCAUAAUUUUCCAUAUACUAUCUCCCAGGCCACCGGUGGCCUGGGAGUAGCAACUAUGUAUAGUGGCACCACGUAGUAUGAACUACAUACAUGGUGGGUAUUUCCGGCGUGUUUUCGACGCGGUGUGGCCGCGUUUAUUUCGCGCACGCGAUGUAUUCGCUAUAUUGGGAGCUCGAAAGGCGUUGCGUGAGAUAACUUAAAGGCGGCAUGAAAUUUACACGGGGCGCAUUUCUGCGAGGAUUGCGGCGUCGGCAUCGCGCGCCGUAGAAAAAAGCCGAGGUUGAAUGGGCGCCAGAAAUACGCCGGAAAUAGGUUUCAUGUGUUUGACACUCUAAGUAGCAUAUUUACGGCGAACCAACUGUGGGUAAAUAAAUAAAGCCUCUGUCCGGAGCCAACGUUUCAAGCAGGCAGCUUGCCUUCGCAAGAACAAUUUAUUUCCUUGGCUGGAUUCGAAACAGCUUCCUUUACACACAAGGGCGAGGGGCCAAAGGAAGCAGGAAUAAGUAAAUGUGUACUAUCUCAACUGAAGGUAUCGUUGGCGUAUUGUCACUGCUGCGUCAGCCGGAGUCGGCGGCUUAAGUUUGCGCUAGCUCUUUUCAUCGCCCAGUUGCAUGCGUGCCACCAUGUAUUCUCAGUUAGCAGGUAUCCAAAUGAAGCGCGUCACAGACCCCUAAAAUACGCUGGAAAUACGUUGCAAUAGUGUGGUUGUCUGUAAGGCUUCUUUGGCAUUUCAAGCACUUUAGGAAUCUAAUGGGUAGGAAUCUAACGUCUUUUCCAAUGCGCAGUUUUCAGAUCACGAAGAUGAAUCGCACGACAGUAUGCGGCAAUACAAACGGUGCAUUGGGACUUUUGGAGAAAUGCGGUAAUUUGAAGGCGUGCCGAGAUAGUAGCGCCAUCAACACUAACGCAUGUGGACGCGCGUGAAAAAAAAAAAAAAAAAAAACAUCCACAUAUCGGCGUGUCCUCGCUUAUAUAUAGAGGUCUGUCGGGGCCACACGAAUAUACGGUGUAAGUUCACACCGGUUUUUGCAUAAAUCUUUCAGUUAAGGAGGUUUCAUGGACAUUCUGUAUUCGUUCAUUCAUAUUCUUAUAAGUGCAACGCAUCUAUGAGACAAUCUGGGUUAGUAAAACUCGGGCAGUAACUUUCCGCCAACCCAACUAAUUUAAUUGGACGCGUUGACAUACCAGCAAACGUUCAUAAAUAUUUUGGACAAGGGGGCAUAUAAAGAAGUUCGUUUUUGGAUCUACUGCUGUGGGGCUGUGUUUUUCCGAGGGAUAUGAACUUCGCUCGUCUUUAGUAAAAAUGCUUUUUCAUGCCAAAUAUUGUGUUUAACGGGUGGGUGCAUUAUUGCUCAACGUGAGCGAACAGCUGUAGUAAUUAGUUCUGAAACACCUGGCAGCGAAAUAGUGCCAUUGAAGGCGAGUAGUUUACUUACAAACUGCCAAAUAAGCUGAACCAGCGUAUGGCUCGAAUUGUUUACGAUGCACUUAACUCAAAAAUGUUCUUUCUAAAUAGGAUUAGGAAAAGUUAGAAUGAAACUAAGUUCAUUAAUAAGCAUGAACAUCGCAAAUUUUAGGACAUGAUUUAGAGAAGUGAAUUAUGGUUUUUAUAUAGUAUACAUACUAUAUAAACAUACUGUCCAUAAUGACAUUGGGUUUUGUUUGCUGGCUCUAUUUGUACUUAAGCUCGCAUGUAAAGUUUUUUUUUAAAGUGCAGGUAAACUUGGUGCAACUUUUUUUUUUAAGUGUAAGUAGACUUUGUGUAACUUUUUUUUAAAGUGUAGGUAGACUUGGAGUAUCUAAACAACAAAAUAUUGCUCUUAUAAAACAACUUGUCAGCAUGCUUUUUUGACAUACACAUUUGUACGCGUGACGACAGUUUGUUUAUUCAGAGCCCUUAUCUAUCGUAAAUUAUGAGACGAGAUCACAAUUCUGUUUAUCUUUAUGUAUUUUUGUAUUAACCACCUGUCAUUACAAUUUUGAUAUCGGCGAUUGCUUCAAGGGAACUGGACAUCUUGCAGGACACAGUAGCAGACAUUGCAGGCUUGUCGUGAGUACUGCUGUAUAAUAGUGCUUCAUCGAAUCUCCACAAAUAAGACAUCAUUCAUAUCAUGAUCCCUGGAUAGUGAAUAAAACUCUGAUAUAGUUGCCAAUAGGUAAUUACAACUGGCCUU
Molecule: messenger RNA, 3551 nt
Organism: Dermacentor silvarum
Lineage: Eukaryota; Metazoa; Arthropoda; Arachnida; Ixodida; Ixodidae
Product: DNA damage-regulated autophagy modulator protein 1
Exons: 7
Coding region: 479-1288 (269 amino acids)
Source: RefSeq, a predicted model, not a curated record